GGAGGGAGAAGUGCGUUCCUCCGAGUCAGCCGUGCCAUCCCUCUCCCUGUCAGUAAAAUGAGAAACGGAGAAGAGGGACCUUUUGGCGGUCAGAUAGCUCCCGCUUCUCGGGAGAGCGUCUCGUCGUCACCCGCUGCGUCGGGCCGCCCCCAGUUCGGGGAGGGAGAAGAGCAGCCAACAGGUCUUCAGAGGAUUCCAGAUGCAUCCUCUAAUGGAGAGAACAUUUUGCCUCUGCUGGAAGGUGAAAGUAGCUGUCUGGAUAAGGUAGGCUUUAUUUGCACGUUACACACUGUUUAACAUAUUGUUUCUCAGACUUUUCCUAGUGCCACCCUUGGAUUCACCUUGAAUUUAUCUGGGUUCACUUCAUCUCCCUGCGUCAAAAUAGAUUUUACUUCAGCCAAGAAAUAGCUAACUGCUUUUAGUCGUGUUGUGCGAAAAUUUGUGUUAACAGUUUUGAGGUAUUCUUGCCUAAAAAAACCUUUUGAGUUUUGAAGUUGGCUUUGAAUAUAAUCUUUGUUACUCACAUUCAAAACAUAUUCUGCUGCAUGUAGCUUCCUUUCAAAUAUUUGAGAUGGUGAAAUACUGGUGUAGUUGGGUAAAGAAGCUGUGGGAGAGGUGAAAUGAAAGGCAGGUGUUUUGAGUGUGAUAAGUAAUCAAGAAAGAUUAUGUAUACACCUUUUAAACCUUUUUAAAAAGUUGAAAACAUUGUACAGGCUAUUGUGAAAGGUGACCUGGCAGUGGAGUAGCAGUGGGUGACAAUGGCAAAAGGUAGCAACAGUAGGCAUUGGGGUUUUAGACCAAACCCACCAAGAACUCUUCAGCUGGUAUUAACAGAGUCCUUAGGGGCUUCAAAUCUCUGAAGAACAAGAGCUUCAUCUGUGAAACAGAUGAACUCUACUGUCCCUGGGCAAAAAAAAGUGGUGCAAAAUCUGAAAGGGAGAUUAGUUUGCUGCCUCAUCAAGUAUUGAUGCUGUAAGAGGAUUGGAUUUGCAUAUCCAAGGAGCAGUGAUUUCUCCUAUUAUUGAUUACUUAGAGCAACACAACAAACAUUAAGUUGAAAAUCCUAAUUGUCCCUACAGUGGUGUUUAGCUAAAACUCUAUAGGUAAUUUCAUAUGGGUUGCAAGGGAAAUAUUGAUAAUUUCUAAUGGACCAAAAUAAUGAAAUAUAGUUUUUGAGUGAAGACUCAAGGUCCAUUUAUACUUUCAGUGGGAAUUCCUAGAAAGUUAAUCUACUUCUUUACUACCAGGUAUUCUUGGAUCUAAAACUUUUUCUGCCCUGUGGAAAACACAUUUUGAUCCUCAUUUCUUAUGGAAGCCCCAUCCAACCUAACCUUGAACACAUCCAGCGAUAGAUACAAUGGAAUUUUGGUAUACUGCAGACUUAUCUUUAGAAUAAUUUAUCUCUUCUUGUGAAUUUUUUAUGUGGAGCUGCAUUAGCAUUAUAAAGGUCUCUUCAAUUUGUAGUGUUUCAAUUUCAGUCAGUUUCUCUGAAAUUAAAGAGCAUAGUGUGAGCAUCUACUGUAAACUUCUGAAUCAGUACUUCUGCUCCUGUAUGCAGUUGCAGCCAUGAACUCUGUUUAAAAAUAAGAGUGUUGAUAUGUUUCAGUGACUGCAUUGCAGUCUCCAGGUCUGAUUCAAUUCAACAUUGAGCAAAUGAAUGUAAUAUGAUUAUCUUAAUAAUAACACAGUUUCUAACUCAGAUAACAUUGCUGAACAAGCUUAAGAGCUGGGCAAGCCUCAACACCAGAUGGCAGUAUCUGGUGAGCUUCUGACUUGUGCCUCACAAAUAAGUUAACCGGGUUUGGCCUAUUUUAUGAAAAUUCUUAUUGAGAGUUACCAAGAUCUCUUUUCCCUGAAAAGUCAUUAAAAAACUCUGAAAGAAUGAGUGUUUCUAACUAGGAGUUAAAAGCAGACUACACUGAAGAAGUUAUAUUUCCAUCUUCCCCAAUCUCAGAGAGACCAAAAAUAAGUCAUAAUUACUUGGUUAACAUAAUGGUUAGCUUUGGGAAGUUAUGUGCCUCUUGUACACAUCUCUCUUACCACCACCUGUCUUUAUUGAUAGUUCUUGAUAACUUCCUGAAGAGAACACCUAUGAAGGUAUUUACCACAUAGGGACUUGAAGUAUGUAGUAAUCUGAGUCUCAGCUGUGUGGCUCAGGUUAAUUUCAUUCAUAUUCAUCCAGGAGAAAUAUUUUCUGAAAUGUGUUUUGUCUCAGUGCUUGUGUUGGUAUUUUUAAGUUCUUUAAAAAAAAAUAGUGGGCUGUAUUUGGAAACUAGCUAUUUAUAUUAUAAUCCUUAAGAGGGUUUUUUGUACUAUUAAAGUCCAUAUUAGUUUCUGGAUUCAAGAGGCUGUCUAUCAGUGAUCAUGCUUUUCACCUCUUUGGGAAAGAGAAAUUGGUAAGCAGCUCAAGUUCAGUGCAGAAGGAGUUGUAUUUUCUUCUUGACUUAAUGUGUUUUGUGGGAUUAUUAUUUUUUUUAAACUGGUGUUCUGUGUAGAGAUUGUACAGGCAGAAAACUGAUCUACCAAUCAUUGCUAUAUAAGAGGCUUUGCAUUAUCUCUUUAGUAACCUCUGGACCUGGUGUGCAGUCUGAAUACUCAAAAUAACUGCCUGCAGUCAAGAAAAGGAGUCCUGAGGCAACAGCUGUACUGAAACAUGAAGGGCUAUAAAGCUCUUGCUUAACACUGCUUCCCACUGACCUCUAGUUCACCAAAUAUUCCAGCAAGCAGUGGUUUCCUGCAUAGAUCUUUAGGACUUUUUUAUGUCUACGCUUUGUGGUUGCGAGGCUGUUAAACGAUGGUUGGAGCUUAUCUUGCAAGUGGUCAUUGCAGUUAUACUGAUGCCACUUCAAGAUCCAUUGAUACGUGCUGAUAUGUCCUUAGUAAGAUCACUUCUUGGAUUGUCACUCUUUUCUGGUAGUUUGGUUUGACAACAAUCUGAUUGCACAACACAGUCCAGUAAGUCAACAUUUUUCAGCUGAACGUCUUUCUGAUAUAAAGCCACAUAUAGAUUGUAUUUUUCUCUGUAGAAUCUCCCUCAGCACAGUAUUGUCAAUUCUAGUCUAUGCCAUUUCCUUAGCAAUUUUCCUGCUUCUGUCUAUUCCUAAAGAUUAGUCUCAGAUUGUUUACAAAUGUACAGAAAAUCAAAGUGGAGAUACUGUUUAUUUUCUUAACAUUAGUUGUUAGCCAUGUGAAUGUGACUGAUUUCACAGAAUAAACUACUCUGAGAAAAUGGUAAAACAAGAAAAAAUAGAGGGCUAGAUUUUUUCCUCUAAAAGCACACAGUCCUACAUGCUCAUGUGCUCCAAAUUAAAAGUUUUAUUUAAGAGGGGUAACUUUUGCAUCCUGAAAUUAAAAUAUUGUUUUCAUUUUUUCAUGUUAUCACAUAAAUCUUUGUCUAAAAUAAGAAAAGGAGGAAUCUCUGUAGAGAGGUUAUCCUGAACCUAGUUUUGAACAUGUGACAUGUAAACUGCUGUGUGGCUGACAGAUGACCUUGAAUAUAAAAAGUUAUAGUCAAUACUUUCUUUAUAAUGCAUGAAAUUAGAAUUCUGUUUUCAAGCUUUGAACUUCUUUACAAAAUCUUUACCUCCUUUCUCCCCAUUACUCAUAAUUUUUGGUCAUAUUGUUUGCUCUGUAGGAUUUAAAUAAAUUUCUAUUGGUUAUAAACCUACAAGAAGGGAAGAAUAUCAAGCAGUAAAAUAAGUUUUUAAACCAUUAACUUUGAGUGUACUGCUUCUAUUACUUUAAGUUUUGGUUUUAUGUUGUAAAGAAUGAUCAGGAAGUUUCCCAUAUGGUAUGUUUCAAAAAAGCUGCAACAAAGUUAUUUUAAUAAGAAAAAUGAAUGCAUGAAUUAUUUAAAAUAGUUGGUGCAACUGUUCCUGUUAACUAAUCCAGGCACUUGGAAGGCAAUUACACUGAGCUUUGACAACACUGCCAACCCACUGCACAGUGCCUUAUGCCAAAAGCUAUUGUUGUUUUAUUGACCACGUUCACCAUUACAUAUGCAUAUGAAAAAACAGAGGCAUUUUCAUCGGGAUUACCCUAAUAGCAUUAAGAGAUUAUUUUUUAAAUUUCCUUGGAAGGAAAUUCACUUAAAUGAGAUUACUUAUUACUUGACUGGUUUCCUAUCACGCUGCUAUGUUUAGGUAAGUGGAGUCCAUUAGAGUAUAAAGUUUUUAAAAAAACUGAUUUUAUACAUUAAUGAUUUCAAAUAAAAGAGAAGUACUAUAUUUGUGCACAGCUUCUUUUGAGAAAGUUAAGUCGAUGUUCUGGUUAGGAGAGAUAACACUUUUUGUCCCUCUUGGUGGCCCCCCUAGUGUCACCAUUAGUUGCUAAUUACUUGCAAACAAAUAAACAAUUAACUCCUCGUGCCUCUUGGUGGGAGAGUUUUCAUUGACAUGCUAAAACUUUCUAAUAAAAGAUUUUAAUUAAUGACGUUGCAAAUCCAACCCCCUUGUCAACGUAGCUAUAAGGAGGACUUGUGGAGAAAUGCAAGUACAGUAUAUGUGCUAUGCUGGCUGAAGGUGAAAGCAUGGCAAGUACAUCGCUAUGUGCUGCUAAUACAUCAGCAUCUAAGAAUCUUCGGAAAGUGUCUGGGUUUAUAGAAAAUAAAACCACACAGUGCUCAUUUUCCAUUGAAAGUAUUUUGGGACUGGAGCAGAAAAAAGAUGGCAUUCCAGCUGUGAAACCUCACAGACCGUGGAUGGAUGCAUGCACCAACUUGGUUUUAGGUGAUGACAGUAAUCCUCAUCUGCAAAUCCCUGUUGUUAGCUAUGAAAAUCCAUUAUUUCAUGCUAACAGUACUCCAGUGCAAGAGGAAAAAGUUUUGAAAUGUGACAAAUAUUUUUCAGUUACUGAAAGGCUAUCUUUCAAACGAGAAUUGAGCUGGUACAGGGGUAGAAGACCCAGAACUGCAUUCACUAGAAACCAGAUUGAAGUCUUGGAAAAUGUUUUUAAAAUGAACUCCUACCCUGGCAUUGAUAUUAGAGAAGAGCUAGCUCACAAAUUAGAUUUAGAUGAAGACAGGAUCCAGAUCUGGUUCCAGAACCGUCGUGCAAAGCUGAAAAGAUCACACCGAGAAUCUCAGUUUCUAAUGGUGAAAAAUACUUUCACCUCCAGCCUGCUAGAGUAGACAGAAGGAUGGUUUGGUGUUAUGGUACUACAACAGAACAUGAAGAAUUACUGGAAUUUUCAUAAGUUGUAUUAAGUAAUGAUGAUAUAUUAAUUACGAUUUUAUCCCCAGAUUUGAAAGUUUAUCAUAAUUUUCAUUCAAAUAAACUGUAAAUACUUGAAGUAUUAUUAUAAUUUACUUUUUGUGGAAAAAGUUAACUUUUCCUAUAUAUUUUAAUAAGUAUUUUCAGGAAAGUCUAAUUAAUUUUGCAGUUGAAAAAAAUCCAAUCCCUAGGUUGCACAAGAUUUUCAGCUAGUAUGAAUAACUGCAGCUUAA
Messenger RNA from Grus americana (Whooping crane), 5443 nucleotides. RefSeq names its product HESX homeobox 1 (gene HESX1). The record is from RefSeq and is a predicted model, not a curated record. Bases 4508 to 5128 code for a protein of 206 amino acids. Gene Ontology annotation, cellular component: nucleus. Gene Ontology annotation, molecular function: DNA-binding transcription repressor activity, RNA polymerase II-specific; RNA polymerase II cis-regulatory region sequence-specific DNA binding. NCBI's taxonomy places the organism in Eukaryota, Metazoa, Chordata, Aves, Gruiformes, Gruidae. Gene Ontology annotation, biological process: regulation of transcription by RNA polymerase II; forebrain development; pituitary gland development. The transcript is spliced from 5 exons.